Olea europaea var. sylvestris is the source of this 2713-nucleotide messenger RNA. Its product is annotated as serine/threonine-protein kinase STY46-like. Gene Ontology annotation, molecular function: protein kinase activity; ATP binding. NCBI's taxonomy places the organism in Eukaryota, Viridiplantae, Streptophyta, Magnoliopsida, Lamiales, Oleaceae. Gene Ontology annotation, biological process: protein phosphorylation. Bases 303 to 1814 code for a protein of 503 amino acids. The record is from RefSeq and is a predicted model, not a curated record. The transcript has 15 exons.
ACAAACUUGACAUUCUUCAAAGUUUCUCUCUCACGCACAUACACACAGUAACAGUGUUUCUCGAGACAAACCUCGAGUCAACUACAGUAAUGGCGGACGAAAUUGCCCUUGAUUUUCCAGCUGAAAUCCGAAUCAUACCCCGCAACACUUUUUAGAUUCUACCAACCGUUUGAAAAGAUUCCGUUCCUCCGAUCAUUCAUGGAAAUCGUUUUCAACUCAGUCAAGUUUUUGAGCAAUUCAAACAUAGAUAUGUAUAUACAAAUAUCGAUAUAGAGUUAAGUAGUAGUUUUAUAUAGUUGGGGAUGGAUUUGGUUGAGGAGGUAGGAGAGAGUUCAUCGCCACCGCGAAGUUAUGGCAGUUACGGCGGUGGUAGCGGUGGUAACGAUGUAAUCAGGAAUGAUGUGUAUAAUCGGCUUAUAGAGAAUGAAAAUGAAGAAGCUCUUGGGAAUCCUGAUUUCCGCGAACAGUUGGAGUCUCACUUCAAUCGCCUACCUCCGAGUUAUGGACUGGAUAUUAAUAUGGAUAGAGUGGAAGAUGUAUUGUUACAUCAAAGUCUUCUUGCGCGGGCAAAGGAUCCUAAUAAUCUGCCUGUUUUCCAUAUUCGGUUUUUAGAGAAUAUCUUCUCUAGAGCUGAUGAUAUCGAUGGUGAACAAGUUUCAAGCAUUCCUUCUGCCUCAAGACCAUGUGGCGGGGAUGGUAAUGAAGAUGCCCCAUCUUUAAAUCACGGAAAAUGCACGGGUGACUUUGAACCUUGUUCUAAGCUCGAGGAUCUAAACUUGGAUGUAAGAAGGAAUUCUAAUGACAGAAACAGGGAAACUCCUACCGAAGAUUUAUUGAGAAGGCAGGAGGUUCAACACAUACCAAUACUACCAAUACAUGAAGUAAUAUUUUCAACUAUUGACAAGCCCAAGCUUCUUAGUCAGCUUUCUGCUUUGCUUUCUGACAUAGGACUUAACAUCCGUGAAGCGCAUGUGUUUUCUACAACAGAUGGCUACUCUUUGGAUGUGUUUGUUGUGGAUGGAUGGCCUGUUGAGAAUACAGAGGGUUUAUAUGAAGAAAUGAGAAAAUCAAUUUCUAGGAGUGAGGGAACAUGGUCUGGUUCAUCACAUUCUCAAUCAGCUGUGGAGAAAGCCGUCGCUGCACAAGAAAAAUGCGAAUGUUGGGAAAUAGAUUGGAGAUCAUUGAAGAUAGGAGAAAAAAUCGCUGCUGGGUCAUGCGGAGACUUGUAUCGUGGAGUAUAUCGUGGUCAGAAUGUUGCUGUUAAGGUGCUUAGAUCUGAGCAUUUGAAUGACCUCCUGGAGGAUGAGUUUACAAAGGAAGUUGCUAUUUUAAGGGAAGUACAACAUGGAAAUGUUGUUCGCUUCAUUGGUGCAUGCACAAAGUUGCCUCAUUUAUGCAUAGUGACAGAAUACAUGCCGGGCGGUAGCCUCUAUGAAUAUUUGCACAAAAAUCAUGUCGUCUUGAAGCUCUCACAGUUGCUGAAGGUUGCAAUCGAUGUGUGCAAAGGCAUGGAGUACCUGCAUAAUAAGAACAUUAUUCACAGAGAUUUGAAGACAGCAAAUUUGCUUAUGGAUGCUCACAGUGUUGUUAAAGUGGCAGAUUUUGGUGUUGCUCGGUUCCAGAGUAAUGGUGGGGUUAUGACAGCAGAGACAGGAACGUAUAGAUGGAUGGCACCUGAGGUGAUAAAUCAUGAACCGUAUGAUCAAAAAGCAGACGUGUUCAGUUUUGCUGUAGUUCUUUGGGAGCUUGUGACCGCGAAGGUUCCUUACGAUACUAUGACACCUCUACAGGCUGCACUGGGAGUCAGGCAGUAAAAAUAUCCUAAAACUGCCAAGCCACGUGGAGGCAUCAAUAUUAAUGAAUCCAAGGUAUUUUUAAAUAUUUUAAAUAAACAAUCAGUAUACUUUUUGAGUCCCAUUUCUGUUCAAUGUUAUAUUCUGAUAAGAACUGGAGACCCUCUUAGUUGCUGAGUACCAUUGUAAGCAAGUCCAAUGAAAGUGAUGAAUCUGACUAAAAAAAUUUGAUAUUUAAUCAUUUGAGUAGGCCCAAGUUAGAGCAAUCAGAUUGUCCUAUUAGUUACACGAGGGCUUAACAGCAGGCUAACGUUGAUACAAUCAUGUUCAUAUAACUUUUUAAUGUUUUCUAUAAGUGGAAGUAAUUCACACAAUCCUAAGUGAAGUUGCCGCUUAGAGAUCACAUAAAACUGAUUUCCUUUGACAUGAUUUUCUUUAAUACUGUACUGUUGACCAAACAUUUAGAUAACUCCAAAGAAUUUUGCAGGCCAGUGAGCACUGCUAUGUGAUUUCAUAGCGAUACAUUUUAUGAAAAUAAUGACUGCACCUGUUUGUGUUCCUGACAUGUCGCUGAUUAAGAGUUGGCUAAAUACAACUAUACAAUGCUGUAAUUCUGAAACGGUCUCUAGCAAAGUUAUAAAGCAAUCAUUUACUGCAUUAUGCUAUCUUCAACUGUUGAAGAAAAUGUAUACAUCUUUCCACUUUCCCUUGUUUAUAUUUGGUGUUUCUUUCCCCCAUCUUUGUUUCUUUUACUUGAUAGAGGAUGCAGAGGGGGUUUCUAUGUUUAGAACCGGGGGAAAGAUUAGCAGAGUUGAAAAAGCAGCAAAUAGGAAUCAGAUUGAACAUAUGAUAAAUUUUGUUUGAUAUAUAUUCAGCAGUGUCAUUUGUUGACAAGCUUCUUGAUUUGUAUGUGUGCUAUG